Molecule: messenger RNA, 542 nt
Organism: Acanthoscelides obtectus
Lineage: Eukaryota; Metazoa; Arthropoda; Insecta; Coleoptera; Chrysomelidae
Source: the annotation of a GenBank genome assembly
UGUGUUUUGAAAGACUUGUGCUUGCGGAACGCAUGGGGCACUUUGAUAUGAUGGAGUUUCCAUCAAAAGAAGAGGAAUGGCUUAAAGUAGCAGGAGGAUUUAAAAAUAUGUGGCAAUUUGAAAACUGGUUAGGAGCCGUAGACGGCAAACACAUAGCUGUGAAACAGCCCCCAGGAAGUAGUUCAUACUAUUAUAACUACAAAAGGUUUUUCAGUGUUGUGUUGUUUGCAAUCGUAAAUGCUAAUUAUGAAUUUACUUAUGUAAGUUGUGGAACUAAUGGAAGAAUAUCAGACGGAGGUGUCAUUAAAAAACAGAUGUUUUCAAUUUACUGAGAACAGAUUCUUUGAAAUUACCCCAACCAGUCAAUAUGCCAGGUAUUCAAAAUAAAUUACCCUUGGUAUUUAAUGGAUGACAAAUUUCAUGACGCCAUACAGAAAAACCAACAGUAUUGGUUAUGAAGAAAAGUGUUUCAAUUAUCGACUUUCCCGUGCCAGGCGCGCAUUCGGGAUCAUGGCAAAUAGAUUCAGGAUUCUCCUAAUGCC